AUAGAACUACGACGCCCAUAGCGUAGUGCAUCGCGACGUUCCGCGUCGCGACGAUACCGUCUUUCGCCGUACCCCCACGCGCCGACAGCGUCCGGUCUGACGAUCUGUCUGUUUCGGUGACUUCCCCGCCGUUUGUCAUUUGUUUAUGCGGUGCGUGUCAAUACGCACAUCGAAGGCAGCCGCGAUUUCCGAUCGGGUCCGAAUCGCGACGGGGCGUCGAAAAAUGUGGGUCGUCGAUUAAAUUGCGUCGUGACGCCGGCGACCGACCGUUUCGUUGAUGCGGUUUUGUUUUGAUCGGUGGUGCGCGUUUGGGUUGACCUUGUGACGGAUUUUUGCGUUAAAUUUUUGUGAGGUGACAGGGGAGUUCAGUGAUCUUUCGUCUUCCCUCGCAGACGGUGUUCCGUUUAAAUCUCUCCGUAGCCGAGUCGUAUUUUUUUUCUUUUGGGGGAGUGACUUUGCAUACCGAAAACACUUGGUGCUUAGUGAUUUAGUGUCCAGUGCCUCGGAACUGAAAGCCUCGACCGCGUCAUAUCGUCGACAGCGGAACCGGAAUGAAUGACAUUCAUUCCGAUGAAGUUUUGAACGUUUAAUAGUCAGGCUGGCGGGUGCUGAGAUCAUUUCGGAGGGCGGCGGGGACGGCGGCGGUACGGGGACGGUCGACAAAAGUUGUCUCACGACGUAUAUAUUUAAUCCCGUGGAAACUUGUACCGGCACGCCCAGUCCCGAGAAAUAUCCGCUCGACGCUACCAAUAGCGUUUCCGGUGAUCUAAAGCUUUCGCCGCAUCGCGACGAUGGAGGCGCCAUCUGCCGGACGCCGACUGCAGGCGAUCCGGGGCCCCACAUGCACCCGAAUUUCCUCUACGGGAAAGUGUUGCCCGACGGUCGACCCAAUUUCUUCAUCGAUUACGACCUUAGUUUCCAGGCUUACGGGCCGCGAACCGGCAAAGGUCAAACCAAGUGCUGCGUGGCCAGUCCGUUCCUGGCGAACGAGCUGAGUUUCGGGCAUCUGUACACCAUCAGCAAGAGCGAAAAGGAGGAGCGAACAUACGACGAGCCGUAUUCAGGCGACCUGCCACGAAGAUCGUGGCUAUGUUGUCCGGGAUCCCAGAGACACACGGAAUGCGACCAACCGCCAUUGUUGGAGGAGUGCAAAGUCGUCGGCACUCCGUCGGAAACGAUAACCAAACCUCCAGGGUUGAACGCGUGUAGCGGCGCUUGCGAAAGGCUGCAGCAGCAGCUGGACGACCAGGCCCAGAGGUACGAAGAGCAACUGACCGAGUUACAUUCUGUGAUAGCCGAACUGACCAGGAAACUUCAUCAACAACGUACUAUGGCGAUCGCUGAAGAAGACGAAGUUUCUGAAUCUUGCACGAGCGCCCACGAGGAGUCCAUAACGUGUCCGUUGGAGGUGAGCGAGUUGGAGCCGCUCGAAAACGAACUCUCCGAUCUAGAUAAUAAAUUACCGUUCUCAGAAAGUCCGCUGGAACUACCAGAACCAAAGUUAACGUCGUCCCACCACGAUCAUUCCGAACUGUCGCCGUUUUCGGAGGUGGUGGAGCCUUUGAAGCAGGAAAUUAUGUCCCUGAAGCAGCAACUGCACGAGGCACACGUCAGACUGGCUCAGAUAUCGCUGAAUAAGUUAGACGAGGCGGCGGAUGAAGAGACAGUAACCGAAUGUAAAAACGUAGAUUCUCCGGAUAGUCAUAUCGAAGCCGAUUGCGAGCCCAGACUAUAUCAGGAGAGCAAGUCGGACAUUAAAUAUAGCAGUAUAGUACCGAUUCACAAGACCAACGUUAAGGAUAAUAGUGAAUGCACGCAGCCUGUGAUGAAGAUCGCGGAAAGGAUAAAGUUGAGGAGGACCGCGGACGGUCAAAGGGAAGUGAGCCCUAACGACCUAUUGAGCGGCGACCUGUCAACCGCCGUCGCGGAACACAUUGUGGGUGAUAUUUUGAGGCAGUGCGAUAUUCAGACCGAAAAGCAGACGAUCGAUAUGGAAAUGCGAAAGGUCCAGUCCAAAUUGGAGCACGCGAGAGCACAGAAUACGGUUCUGGUGCUUACGCUGUCCGAAACGAAAGCUCAUUGCGAUAGGCUAGCUUUAUUGUGCGGGAAAUACGAAUCGAACGCUAUAGCUCUGCGGCUAGCGCUGGGACUGACAGACCGUGCCAUCGAGGCCUACGACGUUCUGCUGGCCCUGCUGGAGACGGAAUUAUCGUUGAACGAGGAAAAUCCCGACACGAUCCGAAACCGAACGGCCGCCGAGACUGUGGCGAGACAGUUGCUGUCUCACCUCGACUUGUAUCAGAAGACGGACGUUUUGCUGUCGCCGUGGCAGAACCACGUGUAUAGCGCGCCGAUCGAAAUGAACGAACCGUGGACCACCGAACACGAGUUAAGACUCCGCGACCACGUGUCCAGACUGAAAGCCGAACGGAGUGGCGUUCAAGGCACAUACGUCGCGUUGGAGUCGACGCAAGUGGAACAUGCGCCCGUGAGGCCUUCGAGCAGUCAGGAAGCCCGGAAAAUGGACUUGGAAAUGGCGGUAUUGAUGCAGGAAUUGAUGGGAUUAAGGGAAGACAAAGCAGAACUUUUGUCGAAGUUGUUCGUUUUGGAAAAAGAGAAAAGUACACUCGAACUGAAACUGAAGUACGUGGAAGGCCAGCAGAAGGCGCAGUCGGCGACGUUGAGGAACCUUCAAGGGCAAUUGAAGGACACUGAGGCCUUGUUAGCGUUGGCCAAUAAAAAUAAGGAGAGGGGUUAUUCCGACGCGGAGCACGCUCAGGGCGUCGAACUCGAGCUAAUGCAAGCGCUUGCGCGCGAAGCGCGUCUAAAAGUGAGGUUACAAGAGUUGGUGACGACGUUGGAACAGGUGACCAAGAACGCGGAGGCUCGAUUGAUGGAAGGGAGGGAGAUCGUACAAGACCUGAAUCAUACGAAUAGUAUUUUAGCGGAGACGGUGGACAGGAAUAAUAAAAAGUACCAGGCCAAGUUUAAAAAGAUGGAAUAUCAGAUGCUCAGCAUGGUGGAGAAGCAUACCGCACAAGUACAAACGUUGCAACAAAAGAUAGCCACGUUAGAGACGCCCCCUACGAAUAGUUCCGAGAAUUCGUUAAGUUCGGCUCCGGUUUAAGGAACCCGCCGCCAUUUAAUAUUAUCAUUCGUUAGAUGCCAAAAUCAUUUAAGUUUUUUUUUAUGAAAAUGUUUCCAGCGCCCAUUUAUUACGUUUACGAAACGCAAAGCGGUCAAUUAGGGCAGGAUCGGAACGCGACGAUAAAAAAUAAUAAUGUAAAAAGAUAUGCUAAAAGUGUUUGCCUCGCUGUGAUUUUAAUCCUAAUCGAGAUACGGGAAAAGUGUACGAAAUCUCUUUGAAUUACAGUAAUUUAUUAUUUCGUUUCGCAUAGUAGUAAUUUAAUGUUUUAUAUUGUUUAUAUUUUUAAUAAAAUUAUAUUACCGCGUUAAUAUAAGUGGCAACUAUUGACCCAUACUGUAUAACAUUAAACAAUAAAUGUUGCAUAGCUUGGCCGUUU
Messenger RNA from Cylas formicarius (sweet potato weevil), 3524 nucleotides. Its product is annotated as colorectal mutant cancer protein. Gene Ontology annotation, molecular function: calcium ion binding. The transcript is spliced from 12 exons. The coding region runs from base 842 to 3127 and encodes 761 amino acids. Lineage: Eukaryota; Metazoa; Arthropoda; Insecta; Coleoptera; Brentidae. The record is from RefSeq and is a predicted model, not a curated record.